UGCCACGCUGAGGACGUGUCACUUCUGGGCGGGAAACAAAUUUCUGCUAAAUCGCUCGUUCGUUUAAGAAACAGAUAAAAAACCACCAUAUCCACAGCGCCAGAUGUUCCCACUACUGUUCUCGGCCUACGUUGUAGCCGUUAAGGUAUUCAAGAAGACCACUCCCAAUGGCAAAGUUACGGUCUACCUGGGCAAGAGAGACUUCAUCGACCAUCUGGACCACACCGAUGCCAUCGAUGGUGUGAUCGUAGUGGAGAAUGACUAUCUUCAGGGUCGCAAGGUCUUCGGUCAGGUUUCGACAACUUACCGCUAUGGCCGCGAGGAGGAUGAAGUUAUGGGAGUUAAGUUCAGCAAGGAGCUCGUGCUGUGCCGCGAUCAGAUUAUACCAUUGAAGAAGGAGAAACAAGAGACAACGUCAAUUCAGGAUCGCUUGCUGAAGCGUCUGGGUGCGAACGCAUACCCUUUUACCUUUCACUUCCCGCAGAAUGCUCCUUGUUCGGUCACCCUGCAACCCGGUGAUGAUGAUCAGGGAAAACCCUUGGGAGUCGAGUACACCGUGAAAGUGUUCGUUGGAGACAAUGAGGAGGACAAGGGACACAAAAGAUCCUCUUUAGCGCUGGCCAUCAAGAAGCUACAGUUCGCCCCGCCGACGCGAGGCCGUAGGCUUCCCAGCUCUUUGAUUUCCAAGGGAUUCACCUUCUCCCAAGGCAAACUGAAUCUGGAAGUCACGUUGGACCGCGAGAUCUACUAUCACGGCGAGAAAGUGGCAGCGAAUGUCAUAGUGACGAACAACUCGCGCAAGGCGGUGAAGAACAUCAAGAUGUAUGUGGUGCAACACUGCGAGGUAACUAUGGUGAAUGCCCAAUUUUCACGGCACGUGGCUAGCUUGGAGACCCGCGAGGGUUGCCCGAUCACACCUGGCGCGUCCUUUACGAAGCAGUUUUAUCUUGUGCCGUUGGCCAGCAGCAACAAGGAUCGGCGCGGCAUCGCUCUCGACGGACAUCUCAAAGAUGACGAUGUAAAUCUGGCAUCCUCCACUCUGGUCGCUGAGGGCAAGUGUCCAGCUGAGAACUUGGGUAUCGUGAUCUCCUACUCCGUCCGAGUGAAAUUAAACUGCGGUACUCUCGGUGGCGAACUGACCACCGAUGUUCCGUUCAAACUGAUGCAUCCAGCUCCUGGUGCCAUCGAGAAAGAGAGGGCCAUGCUGAAGAAGACCAAGAGCAUGGAGAGAGCGCGAUACGAGAACUCUUGCUACGCGAACGAUGACGACGACAAUAUCGUAUUCGAAGAUUUCGCUCGUUUGCGCUUGAACGAACCAGAGUAAACCGCUAGAGCUUCCUAGCGAACGAUCGAUCACUAAUCAAAAGAAUCCUGAACUUUUCGCGCGGAACUUGUAACGGAUUAUUCCUCGCGCACAUUCAAAAUUACAUCUUAUCUCCAUUCGAAUGGUGAUGUUGAGAUCAAAAAGGAUAUCGGACUAUAACGGUGAAAUAUGUAUUCAGGAUUCUUUUGACGUGGUUCUUAAUGAACGAGCUAUAUUAAAAAGAACGUAGAUGAUAAAAAUGGUAACAAGAUUAGUUACAUUAUAUUAUGAAACUAUUAAUGAGAAAGCAACAAUACAAGAAAAAUACAAAAAAAGCGAAAAUACAACUAAACAUUUAAAAAGUCGUCUUGAAAUUUCCGUGCGAUGGUGGUGGUCGAACGGAAAUUGAUUGCAAGGCGAACUAAAAAAAUGAGAAAGAAAAAGCAGAUGAUAUCAAAUAAGCUUAAUUCGCAUUUGGUUGAGUUUCAAAAAUUUCCCGUCUCACCAGAAGUGACAUAUAUGUAUUUCUUUUAAAUUAAUUUAUGUUUACGAGACUCUCGUUCUGAUCGUUUAUUUAUUAUUAAAGAACUGUUAAUUCAUGGUACUGUUCAGUUGCGAUUGCGUUAGAAAGAAAAUAUAUAUAUGUAUGAAACUGUGAAAA
This is a messenger RNA of Odontomachus brunneus, 1964 nucleotides long. It is a transcript of the gene Arr2, whose product is annotated as arrestin homolog. Gene Ontology annotation, biological process: signal transduction; G protein-coupled receptor internalization. Gene Ontology annotation, cellular component: cytoplasm. NCBI's taxonomy places the organism in Eukaryota, Metazoa, Arthropoda, Insecta, Hymenoptera, Formicidae. Bases 104 to 1324 code for a protein of 406 amino acids. Gene Ontology annotation, molecular function: G protein-coupled receptor binding. The transcript has 7 exons. The record is from RefSeq and is a predicted model, not a curated record.